This is a messenger RNA of Phascolarctos cinereus (koala), 2198 nucleotides long. NCBI's taxonomy places the organism in Eukaryota, Metazoa, Chordata, Mammalia, Diprotodontia, Phascolarctidae. The record is from RefSeq and is a predicted model, not a curated record.
UUCUGCCCCAGGCUGCAGCUUUCGCUUUCUGUCCAAGGAGUGGAGCAGGGCGGCUCUCCUGGCCCAGACAGUUGUGGAAGCCGCCUCCCUGACGGGCAGUGCUCCGCCCCGUUCCACUCCGAGAUGGAGCUCGCCACCGCCGCCUGGAUUACUUUCGCCGUCGGACUUCAGCUGUGGGCAUUGGGGGACGCGGUGCCCGUCCAGGUGUCUCUGCCUUAUAUUCCACAACCAAAGGGCAAGUGCAGGAACACAGAGAUAGAGUAUUAUAAUGAUAAGAUCCAGAUGUGCUGUGACAAGUGUCCCCCAGGACAACGGGUGCUGCACUCUUGUACUAGGGACUCAAACACUGUCUGCACCGACUGUGACCGGGACACACAUACUGAGGUUUGGAACUGGGUGGAGGAAUGUCACAGCUGUCGCAGCCGCUGUAAUCCAGAUUUGGUGGAGAUUCAGAAUUGCACUAGACGGGAAAACCGAAUCUGUGCCUGCAAGCCUGGAUUCUUCUGCAUAACAAGGAGUCAGGGCAGCUGCCUGCGGUGCUUCAAGUUUACAAAGUGUCUCCAGGGCUUUGGAGUGUCUAAGCCAGGAAACUUGAAUUCAAAUGUGGAGUGUUCUGCCUGUGCCCCAGGGACCUUUUCAGACAUUGUGUCAUCUACAGACACUUGCAAGCCCCACCGAGUGUGUCACUCUGUGGCUGUUCCUGGUAAUGCAACCUCAGAUGCUAUCUGUAAUGACAUGGUCUCUGCUCCUCCAAAGGCGGGUCCCCCUCUCUCCAAGCGUCAGCCUGGGUUCAUGAAUCCCAAAGAUAUAAUGUGGACCUCUCAGCCAAGUGUCACUCUGGGCACCUCUCCCCAACCCCAGCCACAGCCCACUAUCCGUCAGGUCUUUUCCAGUGGCCCUAUUCUUCCACUUGGGUGGAUUUUGGGCCUGAUGGUCGUCAUCUCGCUACUAAUUGGUCUGAUUUUCCGUUUCACGUUGUCUCAGAGAAAAAUUUUUGUUUUUGUAGAAAAGCUCUUGUCCUGCGUCAAAGAGGAAACCAAAGUGCCUCACUCAGUAGCUGAGAAGAACCAGAGUUUCUUGGGCCGCACCGGAACAGAGCAGCAGAACCUGCUAGAUUCAGAAGCCACCUCCAGCAGCAACUCCCUGGACAGUACGCUGAGCUGUGGGGAAGCCAAGGAAUUCCAGGAGACCAAGGGAACAGAAAACAACUCGCACCAGGCUCCAAGCUCAGAGAGGUCCAAGUGUGGCCAGGGAACCAGGGCUGGCUCCAUGAACUCAGAACACUCCCACAAUGGAGGGACCCAGGUCAAGGUGACCUGCAUCGUCAAUGUGUGUAACUCCGACCACACCUCCCAGUGUUCAUCACAGAGCAGCUGCCCUGACUUUGAAGCCAGCUCCUCAGGCUCCCCCUGGAAUGAGGAUGUCCCCUUCUCCCAAGAGGAGAGCCCCAGGAAGGGCAAGCCAGCCUCCCAGAAUGCACCACAAACCCUGCUGCCAGAUUUAGAGGAGAAACCGCUUCCCAUCGGGAUACAGGAUAUGGGCAUGAAACUCAGUUAACAAGCUGGGCCUCUUGUCUCCCCUUUACUGGAAGGAUCUGACCAGAAGCUGAGUGACCUCAUCAGGAUACUCUCAGAGGGACCCCUGUACUGUUUCUGAGGUCUGCCUUUUAUGGUGGGAUUCUGUUGCUUUUCUUGGGCCAGCCUCCCCCCCUUCCAAGGGCCUUGAUCCUCAGAGGCCUGUCUCAUGCCUUUAGAGAGUGGGGACAAGAGAUGACAGGGAGAGGUAUUGAAUGCCUUUUACCUUGGUUUCUCCCCUUUCUCAGUUUUCUUAUCCUGCUUUAUCUCUUCCAAGACGCAUCAUGGCGCCUGAGCUGGGAGUCAGGACAUGUGGGUUUCUCGCUCCACCUCUAAAGAACUUUGCAAUCUUGGCUCAGCCAUAUUCCCUUUCUGGACCUUGGUUUCCUCAUCUGUCAGAUGAAGGAGAGAGACUAGAGGAUUUCCAAGGCUACUUCUAAAUGCCAAAUUCUUGGUAAGCCAAGAAUACUCUUAGAUCCUGAUCCUUCUCUCCAUGAAGACUUCAGGAUUCCUAUCCCCAUAUUCCUCAGGUAGGCUAGGAGGAAGAGAUAGCUGGGGAAUGGGAGGGAGGGUGCAACUGAGGGAGAGAGAUGGGAUUAUUAAAAGGCAGCAUGGUACUGCAGA